AUGCACAGUCCUCCCGCCGAAACCCCCGAGGCUGCGCCGGCGGCCGAUGCAGCCUCAGCUACUACCAUAGCCCGCCGCCGCAAGUUUACUAUCCAGAGUAGCUUUGGCCAAGCUCGCGAGCGUCGGAGUCGCAAGAAUCGUCCCUGCGAUGCAUGCCGCCGCCGUAAGACGGCAUGCGUCAUCACCGACCAGCCGCCAUGCCGAUUUUGUGAGACACGAGGCAUCCCUUGUCUGUCUUCUGGCACACUAGCAGAUAAGGACACUUCUGCUACCGCAGACGGUGAUCACCCCUCGCCAGAUGCCGCAUCACCUCAUUCACUCUCCGUCUCAUCUCCUGCCGACUCGAUCCGGCAUGCUCGCCCAGAUCUUUUCGCCAACGGCGCCUCGCGUCCGCCCGUCACGUCGUGGCCCACGCCCUCUCACGACAGCCCCAGCUCUUCUCAUCACGCCUUUUCUCCAGCCAACAUACCCUCACAUCAAACUACAGCCCGAACACCACUUCAAAGCAGUCCUCGUUCUUCCUCACAUACGACACUCCCUCCGGCGUUCACUGACAAGGACCGCACCGGCGCAGUAACCCUCCCCACUCCCGCCACUAUCGCUACCUUUACCAAAGGCCACACCGAGGGCAUGGGCAUCUGGCCUACGAAUGGACCAGGUCGCAUUCAUACACUAGAAGAUAAUGUCAACAAGACUGCCAACUAUAUGGGUCCCGCUGCGGAACAAGAUACCCACGUUCUGGACUCGUUCCGUUACAUGCUUGUCAGCGAGAUCGACGAGAUUGACGCUGAUUACCUGCAGGUGUACCCAGGCAGCUCACGACCAAAUGACCCGCCAGUUCAUUUUCUACUUUUGGAAAAUGAAGUGCCCGAGUACACCAAUCGUCCCAAACGAGAGGCAUCCUUAGCCAUCGAAUCAAGAGUCUAUCCGUAUGGACCCAAUCUCGUUCGUUUAUACUUCAAAUACGUUCAUCCUGUGUACCCUGUUGUAUCCAAGGUUCGCUUCCUACGUCUCUACAAUUCUGCAAAGGAGAAGAUUCCUGCAUCACUCCGUGGUGCCGUUUACGCCUUGGCAACUGUGUUCUGGAACAGGGACCCAUCCCUCAAAGGUCCUUGUCCCUGGGAGCAACACGAGCUGCAUUCACAUGCGCAGAGCUCUCUGCGCUGUGAACUCGAGAACCCGAACCUUUCCAACCUUCAAGCAUCCCUGCUCUUGAUUCACAUGGCCCCGCCUUGGACCGAUACCGUGGAGACACCAAGCAUCUGGAUCCUCGCAGCUCAAGCGGUCUCCAACGCACAGAUGAACGGCCUCCACCAAGAUCCAGCAGAUUGGAGUAUAGAGCCAUGGGAGAAGAAACUCCGCAAGAAGCUGUGGUGGGCUAUUUAUAUGACCGAUUGCUGGACUUCUGUCUGUCAUGGCAAUCCCCCUCAUAUAUAUCGUGAAUCCUUCAACACAACUCCGCCUGAUAUCGAAGACAUUCGUUUUGAUGAAGAUGUUCCUGAAGAUCUGAAACACAUGGUUGAUCCAGAUUCAUCGGUCUUCCAAGUAGCUGUUGGCCAACGAUUCUUGGAAAUGGUUCGCCUAACCAGAAUUGUACGCGAGAUAAUCGAUUGCAGCUUUCUUGUGAAUCCGAAUGCGAGAUAUGCACAUGGCCCUGACCAUGUCCUUCACACACUAGCAGCACAGAAAGAAAAACUCCGCGAGUGGCCUUCUUUACUCCCUCAAUGCUUGUCAACGAGACGAGUCAACUCAGCGCCUGCUGUCCAUAAUAAUUGCCCUCUACAUCUAAUGUACCAUGCCGCCAAAGUGUUACUGUUCCGAGCCAUCUUAUCUCCCGCCACAAAGGAAGCGAGGGCCAAUCCUAAUUCAAGCUUACGCCGAAACUUCCACGAAGCAGUUUAUGAGAUGCAAACCUUCGCGACAUUUAUGGAUGAAGUUACAGAGGGGGAUCUACAAGGCUUCUGGGGCCGUUUGGGACGGUCUCAGCUUAUUUUGUGCGGAAAUUUCAUGAUACACCUAUUCAUCGUGGCCUCCGGCCCUGACGACAUCAAAGUUGCUCACCAUGUCCUUCUGAGCUUCCACCAGUCUCUACAACACUUGGCAGCCACCCAAUACUACGUCGGAAAGCUACUUCUCCGGCCUGUGGCCGUGCGUGUGGACUCCUUCUUUUCACAAGCCAGCGAGAUUAUCAGGCGCGGUGGCCAUGGAUAUUGGCAGCUGGACUCUCUCAGAAUCAUCAAAGACGGCACCCUUUAA
Messenger RNA from Cordyceps fumosorosea ARSEF 2679, 2256 nucleotides. RefSeq names its product nitrogen regulatory protein OTam. Gene Ontology annotation, biological process: DNA-templated transcription. Lineage: Eukaryota; Fungi; Ascomycota; Sordariomycetes; Hypocreales; Cordycipitaceae. The transcript has 5 exons. The coding region runs from base 1 to 2256 and encodes 751 amino acids. The record is from RefSeq and is a predicted model, not a curated record. Gene Ontology annotation, molecular function: zinc ion binding; DNA binding; DNA-binding transcription factor activity, RNA polymerase II-specific. Gene Ontology annotation, cellular component: nucleus.